AUGAGUGAGACGAAUGUCGAUGACGUGAAUGUUGAUGAAGUGAAUGUUGAUGAAGUGAGUGUUGAUGAAGUGAAUGUUGAUGAAGUGAAUGUUGAUGAAGUGAAUGUUGAUGAAGUGAGUGUUGAUGAAGUGAAUGUUGAUGAAGUGAAUGUUGAUGAAGUGAGUGUUGAUGAAGUGAGUGUUGAUGAAGUGAAUGUUGAUGAAGUGAGUGUUGAUGAAGUGAAUGUUGAUGAAGUGAAUGUUGAUGAAGUGAAUGUUGAUGAAGUGAGUGUUGAUGAAGUGAAUGUUGAUGAAGUGAAUGUUGAUGAAGUGAGUGUUGAUGAAGUGAAUGUUGAUGAAGUGAGUGUUGAUGAAGUGAAUGUUGAUGAAGUGAAUGUUGAUGAAGUGAAUGUUGAUGAAGUGAGUGUUGAUGAAGUGAAUGUUGAUGAAGUGAAUGUUGAUGAAGUGAGUGUUGAUGAAGUGAAUGUUGAUGAAGUGAAUGUUGAUGAAGUGAGUGUUGAUGAAGUGAAUGUUGAUGAAGUGAAUGUUGAUGAAGUGAGUGUUGAUGAAGUGAAUGUUGAUGAAGUGAAUGUUGAUGAAGUGAAUGUUGAUGACGUGAAUGUUGAUUACAUCCAUAUUAAUGACAUUUGUAACGUUAAUCAUGUAUCUACACCUAAAAACGUGACACAAAAAUUUUGCAUUGCGUAUGAUAGGAGGUUUAAACAUAAACAGAAGUUUAGUAAGAAAUACCAGGGCUUUGAAGCGGGAGCUGGAGUGCGGAACAAUAGGAGCAACGAUAUUUUAGUUGGAGCGUGA
Molecule: messenger RNA, 795 nt
Organism: Helobdella robusta
Lineage: Eukaryota; Metazoa; Annelida; Clitellata; Rhynchobdellida; Glossiphoniidae
Exons: 2
Coding region: 1-795 (264 amino acids)
Source: RefSeq, a predicted model, not a curated record